GAUUUAUCGUAUGCUCUAAAACGGCGUUGACACUUGCCGAUGAGUAUAUCAACAGUGCACUUGCAACAUACACCGGCGAGAAUCAUAAUAAAUCGAGAACAAGUGGUCAUAUAUGUGGAUUCUUGUGCACAGCCGUUGGUUUAUACACUGUAGCUGCUCAUAUAAAGCAUCAUAUAGGAGACCAAGAAUCCUGUAACCUUUAUCUAGACACAAUCCAAAACAAUCUCAGCCACGUUUGUUUUUCCAAACAAACACCUAGCGAAUUACUCUACGGCCGCGCGGGGUACCUCUACGCUGAGAAAUUCAUAUCAGAAUUUAUUGACCCAAUGAAAGUAGAGCGAUCAAAAACCAUCAUAUACGGCGUAUAUGACGCGAUAAUCGACGACGGAGUGCGCACCGCCAAUCGUAUGAACAUCACCGCACAGACACCCAUGUUUUGGGUGUGGCAUGAUUCAGCAUAUAUUGGAGCAGCGCAUGGCGCGGCUGGUAUUCUUACGAUUCUAUUGCAGUUUCCGGAAAAAGUUAAAGAAACAUAUGAACAAAUACGAGAUGCGGUUGAUUUUGUGCUAUUUAAGUGUCAGACGGGGGCUGGGAAUUGGCCGCCUUCCUUGGAUAGCAGGAAGAAUUUGGUGCAGUGGUGUCAUGGAGCGCCUGGAGUUUUGUUGUUGGCUUGUAAAGCAUACGAAAUAUAUAACGAUCAAAAAUAUUUAGAUCUCGCAAAGAAAACCGCAGAAUUUAUCCAUUCCAAUGGUGUAAUCCAUAAAGGCGUCGGAUUGUGUCACGGUGUCUCUGGAAACGCUUACCCGUUUCUUGCAGUCUAUCAACUCACUCAGGAAGAAAAAUAUCUAGAAUGGGCAAUUGAGUUUGGUGUGAUUUGUUCGGAAUGGGAGGAAAAAACAACGCGGGGAGAGUUCCGAAAACCUGAUCGACCAAUGUCACUUUAUGAAGGCCUCGCGGGUGCUAUUUGGUGUGUUCCUCUGCGACUUGUAUUUCUGGGACGUCGAAGUAUUCAAGGGAUUCCCCGGAUUGACUGA
Ambispora leptoticha is the source of this 1034-nucleotide messenger RNA. NCBI's taxonomy places the organism in Eukaryota, Fungi, Glomeromycota, Glomeromycetes, Archaeosporales, Ambisporaceae. The record is from the annotation of a GenBank genome assembly.